AAAGCGUAGCAGUCAUAAAUCAAACCAGAGUCGGAGGGAAGUCCUUGUUCUGGUAAAAACCCCAGACCCCCACGCGCCCUUUCUCUUUCUCUUCCAUUCCAAGAAACCUCUCUCUCCUUAGCAAUCGUAGCUCUUCUCUGUCUCACCAACUCAGCAAACUCUCAUCUAUCUGACCCAUCUAUCAGCGCCGACAACCCCACACUUGUUCAUUUCCCUCUUCGGAGUCGAGAUCCACUCGCUUCUUCCCCAACUCACUCCGCUUCUACCGAGUCAAGAUUCUUCCCUAGCUAGCAUUGUAAAUAUCCUUUUCUAAUUCGUUCUUUUUUUGGUCUUAUUUCUUUGCGCCGACUGAUAUUCCACCGUCGCUUUCUUUCUCUCUCCAUCUCUAUCUGGAUAUCAUCGUUCUCGCUGCUAUUUGUCUAAUUGGGCGAAGAUCCGUUUACUCGUGUUAUUUUGACUCGGGUUCCGGUUUAAACCGACUCCAAAAAUUGGGUAAAUUUGUGAUUUUUUUUGCGAGAUCCAUGAACUCGUCUUUGAGACUCAGUGUAAGUUCAGAGCAAAUCGAGGAUCGGGCCGAGUUGUAGUUGACGUAGAAUAGAGGCAUCCCGUGAGAAUUAGGGUUUUGAAAAGUUUUUUAUUUUUAAGUGUAAGGUUAGAGUAUGUCGGGUGCGCGGAGCUGGAGCGAGGGCAUGUCCUCGGAUAAUGUUAAGGGCUUGGUUUUAGCGCUUUCUUCCAGUUUUUUUAUUGGGGGAAGUUUCAUUGUUAAGAAAAAGGGCUUGAAGAAAGCCGGUGCUUCUGGCAUCAGGGCAGGAGUUGGAGGCUAUUCUUACUUGCUUGAGCCACUUUGGUGGGCCGGCAUGAUAACAAUGGUCGUGGGGGAAAUUGCUAAUUUUGCAGCUUAUGCAUUUGCACCAGCUAUAUUGGUCACUCCUCUUGGUGCUCUCAGCAUCAUUAUCAGUGCGGCACUUGCGCAUAUAAUUUUACGGGAAAAGUUACAUACUUUUGGAAUUCUUGGUUGUGUUUUGUGUGUGGUGGGCUCUACAACAAUUGUUUUGCAUGCUCCCCCAGAACGUCAGAUUGAAUCUGUAACAGAAGUUUGGGAUCUUGCUACAGAGCCAGGGUUUCUCUUUUACACAGCUUUGGUCUUAACAGCUGUCUUUAUACUUAUAUUCCACUUUGUUCCACAAUAUGGACAAACACACAUUAUGGUUUACAUUGGAGUUUGCUCUCUUGUGGGUUCCAUUUCGGUCAUGAGUGUUAAAGCACUUGGUAUAGCCUUGAAGUUAACCUUUUCAGGAAUGAACCAGCUUAUAUACCCGCAAACAUGGGCCUUUACUUUAGUUGUGGUUACUUGUGUGCUUACCCAAAUGAAUUAUUUAAACAAGGCGCUUGAUACUUUCAACACGGCUGUUGUUUCUCCUAUAUACUAUGUUAUGUUCACAUCACUUACCAUUUUGGCUAGUGUAAUCAUGUUUAAGGAUUGGGAUAGGCAGAAUCCAACUCAGAUUAUAACAGAGAUGUGUGGAUUUGUGACUAUCCUUUCAGGAACUUUUCUUCUUCACAAAACCAAGGAUAUGGUUGAUGGUCCAAGUUUGACAACAUCUUUGUCUUUGCGGUCGAUAAAGCAUGAAGAAGAUGAUGGCUUUGGUGAAGGCAUCCCUCUUAAACGGCAGGAUUCAUUGAGAAUGCCUUAAUUGAAAUGUUAGGUCAUCACGGCCAUUCCUACAAAGCUCAAAUAGCUUCUGGGGAGAAACCUCGUCGAUGUCAACUUGUAUUUUAUGACCAACUUAUUCCAUCCUAUUCAUUUUUUGGAGGCUGUUAGAGGAGGUGAGAUUUCCUGUGGCUCUUUUUUCCCUUGGCUUCAUGAUGAGACGAUAGAUUUCAGCUUUUGCCGUGUAUACGCUAUCCCCCCCAGUUCAUACAGGAAAUAUGGCCUACGUAAUCUUGAGCAUGGUGAUUAUACAUUGUGUAAUCUUUUGCUUUAUUCUGCCAACAAUUGGGUGGAUUCUCACCAUGUGAACUGGGAAAAACUCAAAAGGAAUCAAAUACAUGCAUGUCUUAUCGCAUUUUUCAUUUGGUAGA
Messenger RNA from Theobroma umbraticum, 2082 nucleotides. Its product is annotated as putative magnesium transporter NIPA4. Gene Ontology annotation, molecular function: magnesium ion transmembrane transporter activity. Gene Ontology annotation, biological process: magnesium ion transport. Gene Ontology annotation, cellular component: membrane. The record is from RefSeq and is a predicted model, not a curated record. NCBI's taxonomy places the organism in Eukaryota, Viridiplantae, Streptophyta, Magnoliopsida, Malvales, Malvaceae.